This is a messenger RNA of Egretta garzetta (little egret), 6632 nucleotides long. Its product is annotated as WD repeat and coiled-coil-containing protein. Bases 2156 to 4405 code for a protein of 749 amino acids. NCBI's taxonomy places the organism in Eukaryota, Metazoa, Chordata, Aves, Pelecaniformes, Ardeidae. The record is from RefSeq and is a predicted model, not a curated record. Gene Ontology annotation, molecular function: kinase binding. The transcript is spliced from 4 exons.
UGGCGGCUUUUGCUUCCCCAGUUGGCUGGGGACCGCGUAAAACAUCUCUUGUAUCACAGGAGACUUUCCAGCUGGCACGGGAGGCUGGAUCUUAGCCUCUUAGGAGCAUCUUAGCCUGUCUUAGGAGGCUCGUUGUCAUCUCCCUUCCAUUGACCUGGAGAACAAUGGAUCGGUGUUCUCCUGUCAGCAGCCUGGUGGGUGUUGGCAAGUUUCCCCUCACACUCUUCUCCAAACUGAAUGAGGCCACUUCUCGUGUUUCUCUGGUCCCCGAGCUCUGGUAAGCAUUUCCAUCAUCCCUGGACCGUUAAACUCAGAACUAGGUGCAGUACUCCAGUGGAGAUUGUUAGGUCUGAGGAAGUGGGGCAAUUCUCUCCCUUGUGUGUGGCAUCCCUCUUAAAAACACUCCAGAAUGAUACUGUCUUACUUGGCAACAUUCUCACGUUGUUGAAAUAUUCCAUUUGUGAUCCACUGAAAGCCAGAUCCCUUUUUGCUGUACUGCUAGCCAGGGAAUUAUUCCUGAAGAGGUAUCCAUGUUUGUUUGGGUUUUUUACUAAGUAUAUUAUUUUGUACUUGUUAUUAAUUUGAGAAGAAGUUAUAUUGAUCAUUAUAACGUAACUUCUUUUAUCUAAAUUUAGUCUCUGAAAUUUGUUCUUCCAAUCCCCUUCCUUCAAGUUUGGAGUCAUCCACAAAUAGUUAAUUAAAAUACCAAGUAGCGCCAGGCCUUGCACAUUGUGAUAAACCCUCCCAGUUUGACUUUCUCAAACACUUUCUUCUUGUUUUUCUUGUUUCCUACUAAAGCUGCAACUCAUUCUGUGCCAUGGCUUUGCAGCUGAGCCAAAUCCUGCAGAGAAUCUUAAGUGAGGAAACCAUCAAUUCCUUUGAAUUGGCUUCUGUGCACAGAGAAAGGAUUGCUCGUAGCUCAAAAACUAGAAAUAUGUGUAAAAUCCUGAACCCUUCUCAAGUUUUAGUGUGUUGCGUAUGGCUUCUGGAUGUCCCAGGCACCUGCUUACAGAGAAUAAUGAUUGCUGGCAGUUUCCCAUUCUCCCUCUUGAAGCUGUUAUGCUACGUAGAGAGAACUGAAAAGGCUUCUCUUGAGGCAUCAGGCAAAUCAUGUAACUCACUUUUCAAAAAUAAUGGAACAAAGGUUUUACGUGGUUUUACUUCCUACCCAUAAAAUGGUAAUUUCUAUUUUGCAGGACAUUAUGAAAAUAAGUAUUCCUAAAGCAAUAUCCAAAUGAUAAAAAAUGUCCUCAGAGUUACUGCAGAUACUAAAAAAAACCCCCAACAUUUAAAAAUAUAUGUAUAUUUUCGUAUGGAUAUUGAGGUAUGAGGUCUGCAGGCAUAGUCAGCUGCCUGCUGCUUUCAUCCCUUCUACACAGCAUACAGUAGUGAGCUACAAGAUGGUUUGUGAACUUUGACAGAAAGGUGCUGAAUCACUUGGGAAAAGACGAAAAAAAAGUUGCAGCAUUAAAGGAUGUUGAAGGUUGUGAGUCAUUCAUAUGCUGCCAUAAUAUGGCUCGUGCCUGAGGUAGAUGGGUCUAUCCCUCUUCCUGUGUUCUAAGUUAUUUUAAAUUCUUUUCUCGUUCAUUUCCUCAGAAAAAUCUGCUUUGAUCCUAACUUUCUUUAGAAUUUCAUUUGCUUUUUUAGAGAGCUUUCCAGAAUAACCAUACAAAUGCCUCAUUCUCACCUACUUAAUACAGGAUCAGAUUUAUAGAUAAUACAUUAAUGCGCAGUUAUACUUGUAAGGGAUUAGUUUUUCUGAUCACAGAUGGUCUGUGAAGCUGAGAAUAAGAGGCAAUAUUUUGAAAAUUUUUAAUACUGCAGUAAUUUUAAAAUAUUCUGAGAAGCAGCAACCUGUCAAUUAGAAUAAAAGGACUAGUCUUUUGAUGAAAAUGCAGCAGACUAAUUCAAUGUAAACAGCAAAGUUUCUUUCUUUUAAAAUUUCAUUUCACUGUGGAAUCAUCAUAAAAAAAAAGUUUCUAGAGUUGGAGAUUAAGCGUAGGUAAACAUGUGUAUAUUGACUUCACUGGAAGGAAAAGUCCAGCACUGGCAGGGUCAUAAACUAAAUAAUCAUACACGUAUCAUCCUCUAUCCUCUACAAUAAUUUUGUUUUCUUUUUCAUUCUGGUUUGCUUAGAUGUCUCACAUUAAAGAUCAUGGAGCUAGGAAAGGCAAAGCUUCUGAGAACUGGCCUUAAUGCCUUGUACCAAGCAAUUCACCCUGUGCAUGGUAUUGCCUGGACAGAUGGGAAACAGGUGAUACUAACUUCUUUACACAUUCAUAAUGGAGAACCAAAAUUUGGCGACUUGAGUGUUGUCGGUCAGUUUGAACACGUCCAUGGACUCUACUGGGGCCCGUGUCCUGAUGCCCCAGCUCUGCUCGCUGUUCAACAUAAAAAGCAUAUCACCAUUUGGCAGCUCUGUUUUAACGCUACAGAAAGAAACAAGCUCUUAGUUUCUCAGAUUUGCGACAUCAGCGAGCCGUUUCCAGUGCUCCCCCAAGGCUGCGUGUGGCACCCGAAGAAGGAGAUCUUGGCUGUGCUGACUACACGGGAUGCCUCUGUCUUACACUCUGUUCAUCUCAACAACUCCAGAAUUAAAGCAGAUAUUAAAGGCAGCGGUCUCAUCCACUGUGCUUGUUGGACGAAGGAAGGCAAUCGCUUAGUAGUGGGAGUGGGCAGUGCCCUGCACUCUUAUAUUUGGGAUGAUGCUCAGAAAACACUGAAUGCUUGUUCUUUUUGCCCAAUCUUUGACGUGGGAGGCUACGUCUGUGCUGUGGAAGCUACUCUGAAUUUCCAAGUUGCUGUUGCCACUGAGCUUCCUCUAGACAAGAUCUGUGGCUUAAAUGCUGGUGUUGCCUUUGAAGUUCCAGCGAGUGUUGAAACAGAGUCCUUCCCCUCACAGUCCAGCUUAUGUGGUGAGGAAGAGUAUUCCAUGGAUGGGGGGAAAAAAUCACUGGACUCUGAGAAGCCCUUGUCUGUUGUUACAUCUCCUGUGGAUCUAACUCACAUACUUUCUAGCAAGCAAGGUGCUGAUUCCAGCCCUCUUCUUCAUCUGAGGCCCAAGGACUACCUAACGGGAAGUGGCCAAGAUUCUUCACAUCUCAUCUUGGUGACUUUUGAGAGAAAGGUUACCUCUACCAAAAAAGUUAGCAUCCCAGGCAUUCUGGUUCCUGAUAUAAUGGCUUUUGACCCCAAAACUCAAACUAUAUCAGUUGCCUCCAAUACUUGUAACGUUAUUUUAGUCUAUUCACUGACUUCAUCCACUUUACCCAAUAUUCAACAAAUUCAGCUAGAGAAAAAUGAGAAACCAAAGGGUUUGUGUUUCUUGACCAAUAAGUUGUUACUGAUACUGGUUGGAAGACAAAAAUUCACUGACCCUGCAUUUCUUCCUUCUUCAAGAUCAGACAAAUACAUGAUCCGAUUGAUGAUUAAGGAAUUAAUCUUUGAAAUGGGUCCUGCCACAUCUGCAUCAGUUAGUGGGAGCUCCAGUUUGAACCUUUCAAACAUACCUCAUGAUCUCUCUACAGAUGUUCACCCUCUCAGCCGUGGACUCUUGAUACCAGAUCGUGCUGCCUUGCAGUCCCCUACCAGCAGAAGGAAACUCAUUGAAGAAAUUAAGAGUCCUGUUUAUGAGCAAAGCUUGUUGUUGAACAUGCGUGACCUCAAAGAUAAAAAGACUCCCAUGAAUUUUUCUCCAGCUGCUGAGUCUCUCGAUGCUGAACCAGUUAAUCGGACUGUGGCACUGUCUGCUGCAUCGCUGGCGUUCUCUAACAAGCCAACAUCUCCAAAAAGGCAGGCAGAUGCAGCUUCCAAAAUACAAAAUUCUUACAAGAAUAACCUACUAAGUGAAAAGGAGGCAAGUUACUUUUCGAAAAAUGUAGAAAAACUGUCUGGUAACUUCACAGAAUUACAGCAUCGUCUCUGUGAAUUAACCGAGCUGCUAAAAUCUGGGAAGAGAGAUCUUUCAGUGUACCCAUCUUCUCAGGAGCCCUCUUUUGUAAACAUCACCUGCCAGAAGCAGCUUUCCAGAAGUGAUUCAGAUGAAAGACGAGCUGUUAUUCUUUGUGAUGGUAAACUCCAUCUAAAUGUAGUCCAGCAGAUAUUCAAUCUCCCUCUUGUAGAGAUGCAACACGGUUCAUCUUGGAUUGUUCUCACGGCGGACAGCGAGGGCUUUGUUCCGUUAAUGUUUACAUCCAGGCAGGAGAUCGUCGUCAGAGAUGCCAGCACGAAAGGCUACAGCGCCCGUUCUUCCAAAACUUUGGACAUCAUCAGUUCUACAGAAGGGUGUAGACCCGCUGCUUCUGAAAGUCUGGAUAUCACGAGUUCUUUGGAAGUCCUCAGAGACUGCUCCUCCAAGACUUUAGACGGCAGCAGUCCCUCGGAACAGCCCAGCAGUACAAUGUGAUUUUUGACAGUGAUUUUGUAAUGCCCGUCUUAUCAUGGGAGGCUUUUAAAUUACCGUAUAGGAUGUCAAAUUCUAAACAGCAGUCUGUCUCAAGUCUCUGUUGGAUUCCCAUAAUUGGUUUUGUCUCAUAUCACUGUAAAUUAUUUAUUCGAUCCUUGGAAAUAUUAACUUUUUUUUUUUUUAUAGUGAUCAGUGUUUUUUAAAUAUGCCUCUUGCAGUAUAGAUCAGGUCUUUGUAUCAGUGGUUGAAAACACGUGUUCUUACAAGCUUCCGAGCUGAAGUUUCCCUCUUCAUCUUCAACACGUUGGUGUUUUUAGAUGAUAGUAAACUUGCAUAAUAAAGAAAUCCUUGAAAACGCUGCAUUGCCCCCCCUUUCCUCACUUCUGUCAAAGCCUGGAAGAUUACGCUGUUGUUAUUUGGGCAUAGUGCCUGCCGCGGGGCGUGGGGUUUCGCACGGGUGUGACGAAGGGUGUAAGCGCUGCUUGAGGUAUGGCGGCGUUUGGGGCAAAGCCUGGCCGUGUGCAAUACCCAGAGCGGGUGGCAGCAAGGCCCCUUCCCCCUCCUGUGCCCGCCGGCGCUGGCUCUCUGCUUGCUUCGCUGUGUGUGUUUGGGGAGGUGGCUGCCUCGUGUGUCACCUUCUGUGGGGGGGUGGCGGCCGGCUGGCAGCUGAGCCCCCACCCAGCUGCUCGCUCCCUGGGGGACAGAAUUGGGAAGGCAAAAGCAAGGACAACUGAUGGGGUGAGAUAAAGACAGGUGACUAGGUAAAACAGGAGCUGCGUGUGCAAGUGAAGCAAGAUAAGGAGUUUAUUUAGCACGUCCCCCUUGGCAGGCAGGCGUUCAGAUUUGGUCACAGAUCCAAAGCACCGUAUGGGCUGCUAUGAGGAAACCAACUCCAUCCCAGCCAGGCCCAGCACAUCGUUACAGGCAUAAAAUGACUUCAGUUACAUUUGAAUAACUGAACAUCUGAUAAUUAAGAUUUGUAAACAUCUCUUGUCUUCAUAUUAAAAUUUUUCCUUUUACCUUUGAAACAACGCUCUUAAUAUUAACAACGUCGCCUUCAAUAGCAUCUGAUCUGUUUUAAUUUUCAUAGGUAAUCGGUGCUGACUGGGCAGAGGGGACAGCCGAUAGCCCAUCACCAUGAGAACAUCCAGGUUAAAAGCUGACAGCAGAAAAUGUUCUGUGGGCUUUUGUAGUGAGAGAGAAUGCAAAGCUGAAAUUUAGAAAACAGCACAAGUUGAUGUGGCCUGGAUUGCAGCACUGAAGAAAAGCCAGUAAUCCAAGAUUGCUACCCAUAAAAUUAAAGCAUGAUAACAUUUAAGCAGUUUAUCAGGCUUUCACAGUGGCACUUACUGUGCGAGAUGGCCUCAAGUGAUGAGAUUAUAGAAUUGGAGCUGCUGUCUCAGGACUAAUAGAAUCGCUUUUUUUUUUUUUACUGGCUCUUUGGAAGUGUAGCCACUGUCAAAAAAUCAUUUGGCCACAAACUAUUAAAGAUACAACAUUAGCCAAAGCUGCAAAGAGCACGCAGUGUUGUAUGGUGAAGUUAACAGCUCUUGAUGAACAGGGGAGGAGGAAAACAGGUAAAAUAAUUUGGCAGCUGUGGGCUUCAUCCUGUGCAUGAGAAGCAUCUGUUCUCAGUAACUGCCGCUGGUUAGUCCGCCGUCCCCCUCACGCUUACCAAAAGGCGUUGGGUUCAGAGCCUCGGCACCGGGCGUGGGUUCAAAGCAGGCUGGGUGCUGGGGAUGGCCCAGGGCUCUUCUCAGUCGCCUGAGGGUCCCUUGCCCUGCCAGGUCCCGGUUUCGACAUCCCACGGGAGGAGGGGGUCAGGGCUGGGUGCUCCCGCCUGGCGGUGUGCUCCCCCGUCUCCCUGCUGAGGCGAUAACCACUUGUGGUGGUCGUGAUGGAUGCGUCCGAUCGUGAUGGAUGCUUCCAGUUGUGAUGGAUGCAUCCAGCGCAAAGUGGAUUCGGGGGAGAUGGGUAACACAAUAGCCAAGGGCUACUGCGCAGUGUGCCCACCUAACAAUCACAGUGAAGGAACUAAAAUCUGUGCUGGGUACCCAAAUAUGACUGUGAGCCACUCCUCUGAGCCCCAUCAAUAGGGAGCAGCCCACGAGCCCUCAGAGCACGGCCUCGGGCUGCACAGCAGGAUCUCCCCGUGAGCAGGGUCACCUCUCAAGGUCACUCCUCGAGGUUGAGAGAUUCCUUACCACAACAGAUUCUCGGUGAGAGG